AGGGAUGUCCUCAUCGACAGGGAGCGAAAUGGUAGAAAAGAAAGUCAGUCGGCUUCAGUAGACGUAGUGAUUUCAAGCGUUUUGUCUCUGCCUCCAGACUUACUUUGGGAAGUAAUGGCUGAUGUAGAAAAUAUCAAGAAAACUGCAGUCAAGGUGCUGUGGUGCGUGGAAAAGGUGUCCUCCUUCGCCUCCUCCAUCAACCCUAUCUUUGGAAUAGUCUCCUCCCUGGUAGGGGGGUUUCGCAAUGUCCUUACUGAGCAGGAGGGCCACGCUCUGGACAAGGAGUUCAAGUCGCUCCACUCCCAACUGGAGACCGUCUCCAAAUUGAACCGGCAAUGCCUGAAGCAGAUCCACAUCAACGAAGUAAUCGAAACCUAUGGCAAGUACGAGGAGUCCAUUAAGCACCAGUACGAUGCCUUCAAUAACAUGGUGGCAAAGGUGAAAAAACAUCCAGACAACACGCAGCACCACAUGACGGCCUUCAGGGAGACUUAUGAGGAACUCGGAGCCAAGAUGAACCUGGAAGUGUACCACCGCGGGGUGAUGGGUAUCGAGCUGCUGUUUGGAAAACCCUUGCUGAAGGUCUACCUGGACGACUGCGACAAGAACCGGAAGAUCAUGGAGCGCCACUGUUUACACAUCACCCACCUGUUCCACAUGGGCCUCAUCGCCCUCUGGGCCUACACAGAUGUUAAGGGGCUUGACAAAAAUAUGGAGCGGGAGACCUGGGUCCUGAGGGUAAAAGAGAUCCAGGAGAAGAUGCUGGAGGUACUCAGUCAGUGCGAAGACACCUCAUCCUGAACAUGGCCUUCAUAGAGAGCAAUGUCUACUCUUAGCUGUGGACCACAAAGAUGUUGUAAUAAGGGCCGGGACUCGAUUAAAAAUAUUAAUCUAAUUAAUUAGAGGCUUUGUAAUUAAUUAAUCAAAAUUAAUCACAUUUUAAUUGCAUAAAUAUUUGACCUGAGAACAGUGGGAAGUAAUUUUUUUCACAUGGAUUUUUAUUUUUGUUCAACCAAUUCCAGCAGACAAGUGUAGAAAUAGCAUAUUUAGAAAUAUAGUACUUUCAGAAAUUCAGGUAGCCUAUAAGUAAGUAGACCUUCUGUAAACUAGGUUUUUUUAAGUAGACCAAUACUUUCAAGUACAUGAAAUCGACGCUUCCAUCCGUGUGUUUAUUAUAAUAAAAUUUCCCAUUUACGAGGCCAACCGACACGGUCUUGUCAGCUUCUUCGUUCAUGUUCACUGUGGUUUGUUGUUGUCUGAUGUCAUGAACGCUAGUUGGUGCUCCAGUAUAAUCGGUCCUCCGAAACUCAUCCAGUGAGAAACGUUCCGCGGUGCAAAAAAUAAGUGUAAAAAUGCAUAAAAAAUGUUUAAUGUGUUAUUUUUUGUGUAAUUAAUUAAUCUUAAUUCACAUUGUAAUUAAUUAAUCGUAAUUAACGCGCUAAAGUCCCGGCCCUAGUUGUAAUACAUAUCUUUAAUAAAACAGAGCCAUGCUUUAACAAUCA
Molecule: messenger RNA, 1502 nt
Organism: Pungitius pungitius (ninespine stickleback)
Lineage: Eukaryota; Metazoa; Chordata; Actinopteri; Perciformes; Gasterosteidae
Product: protein rapunzel-like
Exons: 2
Coding region: 115-801 (228 amino acids)
Source: RefSeq, a predicted model, not a curated record